Aethina tumida (small hive beetle) is the source of this 631-nucleotide messenger RNA. RefSeq names its product ubiquitin-fold modifier-conjugating enzyme 1 (gene Ufc1). The record is from RefSeq and is a predicted model, not a curated record. Gene Ontology annotation, molecular function: UFM1 conjugating enzyme activity. Gene Ontology annotation, cellular component: cytoplasm. The transcript has 3 exons. Lineage: Eukaryota; Metazoa; Arthropoda; Insecta; Coleoptera; Nitidulidae. Bases 60 to 560 code for a protein of 166 amino acids. Gene Ontology annotation, biological process: protein K69-linked ufmylation.
UGACAACAACAUGUGAAAAAUGGUCACUUGUCAACCUGACACUUACGAAGUCGUAAACUAUGGUUGACGAAUCGACCCGCAAGACUUUAAGCAACAUUCCCCUGCUAAAAACGAAGGCGGGACCGCGCGACAAGGAACAAUGGGUCCAACGACUGAAAGAAGAAUACCAAUCGCUCAUCAAGUACAUCCAGAACAGCAAAGAGGCGGACAACGAUUGGUUCAGGCUCGAGUCCAAUAAGGAAGGUACCAAAUGGUUCGGGAAGUGUUGGUUCAUACACGAACUGUUGAAGUAUGAGUUCGAUGUUGAGUUCGAGAUACCUGUUACGUAUCCCACAACAGCGCCGGAAAUUGCACUGCCAGAGCUAGACGGUAAAACGGCUAAGAUGUACAGAGGUGGAAAAAUUUGUUUGAGUGAUCAUUUUAAGCCUUUGUGGGCCAGGAACGUGCCCAAGUUUGGGAUCGGACAUGCCAUGGCUUUAGGGCUUGGACCUUGGUUAGCUGUUGAGAUACCAGAUUUAAUAUCAAAAGGAGUAAUUUCGUACAAAGAAAAAACAGGAUGAACAUGUAUACCUUAUAUAAUUAUUUACUGUUGUCUAUAUUGAAUAAUUUAAUAUAUUUUUUGUAUUCUGUA